GAGGCGAAAUCGGCUGCUCGACGUCAGGGGGCUCAGCAUGGACCCGAAGUCUCCCCAACAAACAGCGACCGAGUGCAGAACCCAACCAACGACCCAGGAAAAUGCGUCCCGUCCACCGCUGUCGGAAUCAUUUUAUGGAGCUAUCGCGACCUUUUAAAGACUUUUCCUGAAAUCUUUUUUUUUUUUUACGAAGAAAGCAAGAAACGGCGGCUGGAAAACGGCAACACUACUCCGGCACCAUGAAACUGAGCCCCAAACAAGCUCCGCUAUAUGGGGAGUGUGUGUUAACGGUUCAACUGGAUGAAGACGACGAUGACACCCAUGCUGCGCGGGCAGAGGAGGCGGAGUUUUAUCUGCUGUUCGCCGGCUCCAACCGGCGGCACAUCAGCAGCACAGUGAGGGUGGGACGAGUGACACUGCAGGCUGUGUGUCCGGCCCACGAUGUGUGCGAGCAGGUGCUGGUAACCUUGUGUUUGGCACGACCCGACGGCCCGGUGGACACGCACUCACAGGAGAACUUCCGCUAUGUUCAGGACUUGGCUCUGGACAUGGCCCACUUUCUGCUGGACUCAAACGCCCCACAGGAUGUGUUGCUGCUGGCCGAUAACCAGAUUCCGUCGAAAGAAUGUCAGCGGUUGGAUCAGAACCUGGCAUUAGCUUUAAAAUACCUGACACGGCCUCUCAGAGGGAUGUCUAAGUCCGACGCUGUGAAAAACACUCACGGACUGUCAGGGUCAGCUGAGGUUCCCAACUGCAGUGUUCGGUCCAGCCUCCUUCACCAGGCUGCUGUUCACGGACUGAAGACGGUGGCGUCCUUCCUGCUGCAGCAGCCUGGAGGCCCGGACGCUCUCAGGUGGACGGAUGCUCGGGGACACACUCCUGCCAGUCUGGCGAAGAGCAGAGGACACACGCAGCUGCUGGAGCUCUUCUCACGGUACGAGGCGUCAUCGGGUGACUGCGUGGAACCUGCCGAGGAGGCCAACUCUGCCGCCGACCCACGAGUGUUUCAGCACCACUCGGCUCUCGACACCUUCACUUUGACGUGGGACGAGCGGCUGGGAGCAGCAGACGACGGCGGCUGUUUGCAGGAGGACGUGCGGGAGCUGAGGAGACGGAUUCAGAGUCACAGAAGCAGAAAGGGAAACCCAGACGAUGGUGGUUUGGUGGCACCGGCCUGCACCAACGGCCAGCAGGACAGCAGAGGACUCGCAGGUGUGGUUGUAGCAGAGGAGCCCACGCAUCCUGGCUCAUUAGAAGACUGUCCACUGGUGGAUGGUUCUGCAGUUCACACGGUCGUCUCCGCCGGGACCGCGGGCCAGGAAACAGAAGAGAGGAGCUCCAGUGCCAAACCCCAUGUUGGCCGAAGCAGGAAAAACAAAAGGAAAACCAACAAAAAUGCAAAACAUGCGACGGAUUCUCCAGGAAGUAGCAGCAAAAACACCCCAGAGAGCGUUAAAGGAACUUCAGCGAGGCCACCAAAGACAACAGGAAGCGGACUGCAGGGAGGUCUGCCCGCCGUGCAGCGCACAGAAGCGAUGAUGCCCGCCGUCCUGACUGACCCGUGUUGUGUUGCCACAAAAGAGACUCUUUUAGCCCCAAAGCCAAAAGUGUCAGCACCGGCCAGUGAUGGGAACAGGAAGGCUGUUGCCAUAGUGACCACUGCCGUCGUAGAAAAACAGGAAGGAGAGAAGUGGGAAGUUGAGCAGCUGAUACCAGAGAGUGUGACGGAGACCGAGCAGAGACCUGAGCAGGCCGCGGCGUUGGAUGCAGGACGUCCAGUAAACAUGGGCCAGGAACAGUCCCAGAAUCCCCGGGACAGCCAGACGGUUGCAGAGGAGCCCAGACUGGCCGACUCCACACACCCCAGCCCGCCGCCUGGUCGUGCCAACUCCCCCGAGCCUCAGAGAAAUCCCUGCGCAGGGAGAGGAACCGACUCUCCCAGAACUAAGUGGUAUCACAACGAAGACCCGGGUGCGGACUCCCGGCCCGCAGAUCAGAACUCUCUCACAGUGUGGUAUGAUGACGGCACGGUGGAGGAGAAGGAGAGCCGACAGCUGGAGGAAGAAGAGAAGCAAUGUGGUUUGAUAUCGACGCAGGCUUCUGGUCUUAGCGCCUCACAGCUGUCAGAACACGGUCAGCGCUCUCCUCCGCUGUCUCCAGGCCUGAGUGGGCCACAUGCUGCUGGAGCGCUGCCAGCGCCGUCACAUGGCCUCUGUGCACAAAGACGGGAAAUGCGCGGAUCACAGCCAGAGGAGGAAGUCGGGGCAGGUUGGAAGGAGGGAGUAGAACAGGAGGCUCUCAGCUUUGAAACGACACUGGAGAGUGAGGACAAAGGGGCAAAGUCCAGAAAGAAGAAGCGGAAGAAGAAGGGAAGAAGAGGAGGAGCAGAGGCAGAGCUGGAUUCUGGCUUGAGUCUGGAGCUGGAGAACGAGGGUAAAGUCCUGGCAGCAGCAACAGAAACAGAAGCUGAGGAUAAAACAGGAUGGGAAAAGGUCCAGAGUCCGAGUGAGGAAGCUGACAGCGCUGUUAUGCGACUCCCGAGCCAGACAGACACCAGGGACACUCUUGUUCCCGACUCCGCCAGCCAGCAGGACCAUGGACGGUCCCAAAUAACAGCUUCACCGCUGCGUGACGAGAGCUUGGACCUUGGAACGGAGUCCGGAUGGUUGGACGCGCCGUCGUCAGUCGAAGAGUCGAAGGAUUUGGAGUGUGGAACGGAGCCUGAUGCUCAAUACACUGCCCAGUCUUCAUCACAGUGUUUGGACAACACCGACGUCUCCUUGUUCGAGGUAGCUGAUCUUGAUUCUUUAACCCAAUCUGAGUAUGAUGAAACGGACAGAACUACAGAUGGCAACCCAAGUGUAGCAAAUGAGGGCCGACAAAGGACAGAUGACGAGAGUUUACUGGACGUUUGGUCUGCACAGGCUGAAGUCGGGACAAGUCCUGAGGACCCUAAAGCACAAGGGACUGAUGAACUCACGUCUCAGACUUCAGAAGCAGACUUAUCUUUGGACAGAAAAGUUGAAGUGCGGCAAGUGGAUAGUAGUGAGGGUGAGAAUUCGCCGAUCAUGGAUUUAACAGCAGCAGCAAGUGAGGAUGGCACGACUGGAUCCAACCGUCCGUCAGAACAGACUGUUCCAAGUAUAUUCACUGAGGACUCGCUCGUUGAGGAAUUUCCUGAGCGGAAUAUGCCACAUUCGGGGAUCGGUAGCGACCCGCCACAACCUUCGGAGGCGUCAGAGAAGCCUCCGGUCGAGACAGCAGUGGCGGCUGAAGGCACGACAGAUGUCCAGCUGAAGGAUGGAAGCGCAGAGAAAACAGCUGGGGAUCGUUUCAGCCAUUGUUCUGCCGCGGAGACGUUGACAGAGGGAAAACACAAUGGGCUGGGGGCGGCUAAUGAGGAAACUGGUACGUGGAGACGUCAGGAGAGCAGAGGUGGAGACGAUGAGCGCGGCAGUGAUGCAUGUUACGGGGGUGUAAGAAGUGACGAAAACCUCGUCGCCACAGCGGUUGCCGUCGUGACAGUUGCGAUAGCAUCAGCUGUGGCUCACUUAGAAAUCUGCCAACACUUUUCCUCCACCAAGAGAUCCUCACCCCACGACACACUGACCCAGUUGGUGGAGAACAGCGUCCCUCAAGUGUCCACACAGCUGACAGACAAUAGCUGUCAACUGCUCGCAUACUCACAGACUGCACUUUUGUUAAGUAAACCGGCCGCGGAUCCUGGACAAGGAGGAGAGAGUGUGUCUAAAGAUUCAGAGGGGAGGAGCCACAGUCCAGAUCAGACUGUGCAAGUCUGUCAGUCAGAAGAUGUUGUGCGCCUGAACGAUGGCGUCUCUGAAGUGCAGGGUGAGGGUCCCACUGAGUCUGAUGAUGAGGAAUGUCAUGUUGACCUACAGACCGAACAGCCCGAGAGGCAUCUCAACUCUCCUGUCGUUGACACUGGACAGGACGUGUCAGACGGGAGCGUCCAGUUACUGAGAGAUGAAGCCGCUGAGAUGUUGUCAGCAGGUGUCGCUCUGUCAGCAGAGCCCAAUGAGCUGAUCACACAAUUAGGAAGUGCAGAUUUUGAGUUCUCCAUGGAGAGGGAGAGUGAGCAGCCUGCUGGUGUUCAAACACCGUCCCUGGACACUAUCCCCUCCUCGCCACAUGCCUGCGGUUUCACAUCUCCCGCUCCAGACGCCGAGUCCACCCCGCCACGUCUGGAAAUCCAGACGUCUGAUUUGGUGGCAGCCCCGGAGCAGGUCGCUUCAGAUGACGUCCUCCAGGUCAAAGAUCACGCCACCUCUGCCACGGAGUCUUGCGGCGAGGACACAGUCGACGGGUGGAAGGAGAGGGAGCACCAGAGGAAGCAGGCUGGGGAGAGGACGGAUACGGCCGUGGGCACAUCCCUGCCAGACCCACCGUUGUCUCUCAAGGACCUCCUCCUGGGCCGGGGACAGCCGGGCAACACUGACUCUCUGAUGAUUCAGAGGGAGAGGGAUGUCUUCUACCCGGUACCAACCUGUCCGGAACCAACCUCCCUCCCUUGUCCAGACGUCAAACCCACCAGAGAUGUGUGUGGACAGUGCCCUGAAGUCAUCAUGGAGGGCCUGAAGGAGAGCAGCGACCCGGACGACAACGUCUUCAAGAAGCCCAAAGAUCCAGACCCGUGCUGCCCUGGAGAUGAGACUCGAGGGGUCCGAGUGUCCUGGCCUUCCACAGACGAGUCUUCGGUGCAGAGCUCCACUGAGAGAGAUUCUUGGAAGUCGGAGCAGGAAGAAGCAGGAGAAGUGGAGGCUGAGGUUGGAGAAGAGGAGGAGAAGAAAGACAAACUUUCGGACGACCCCGUCUCUUCAGCCAUCCUCCGGGCGUCCAUCCGUUCGCUGUCGCCGUUCCGCCGACACAGCUGGGAGCCCAGCAAGAACACCAGCGCCACAGAUAUGGACCUGAUGCCGCGCAGCUCUCUGAGAGGCCUGUCAGGAGACGCCAAGAGAGUGAAGGCCCCACUACACAGGCGCAGCAUGAGUUGGUGUCCGUCCAACAUGUCUCACCCUGGGCAAGAGCAAAUAGACAACAGAAGCUACAGUCUGGAGGGUCUGGAGGUGGAGAGGAGAGCAGAGGCGACGUCCUGCAUAGCCGACCAGGAGGACAGGGGUGGCGGCCCACGUCUGGACCGGCACGAGGGAGGGUCUCUGCUGUCGCUGACGGAGGAGGAUCAGGACCGAUGUGGUGUCGCCUGUCAAUCUUCUCACCCUGUCGUGUCCAUGACGACCAGUUGCCCCGCCUCCUUCCACGCGCAGCCGCUGACCAAGUCCGUCUCCAUGGUUGCCAUCAGUCACCGCGAUGCCGACGGAGGCAGCUCCUUCUCCAGCGGAUCACUGGAAUACAGCAUCUCGGAGGAGGACCCAGGUCCGCUGAGGAGCGACGCCGAGGUGAAGGGCGGUCCCCGCAUCAGCCGGACGUUCAGCUACCUGCGCAACAAGAUGACCAAGAAGGGGAAGGAGAAGGAGCGACGCAGAGACGGGGAACGAGAGAGCAAGGAGGAGAAGAAGAAGACCAACGGUCAUCAGUUCCUGCCGGUCAGCCCGGCUCCUCAGGCCUCGUGUCAACACUGUAACAAACCUCUGCACCACAAGGAGACCUUCGCCUGCAACAGCUGCGGCGUCCUCGUGCACAAGGGCUGCAGAGAGAAUCUCACUGUCUGCUGCGUCAGCAAAACUAAAACGGUGACAGACGCUGCUGCUGGAUCAGCCGCCAACAUGAGGAGCAAAUCAACGUCGUCCGCCUCGUCUAUUUCGUCAACAUCGUCUUCGUCGUCUCGGGAUCGGUGGUCCACCAUUGCGUCGCCCGAGGACCAGAUCCUCCCAGUCUUCCCUCGGAAGCCUCCCGGUAUCUUCAACACACACACCAACCUGUCGAAGAGCAUCUCCACCAGCAACAUCGCAGGGUUGGACGAGGUUCCUCUCAAAGGUCUGAAGUUUCUGUCGCAGUCAACUGACUCGCUGCAUCAGGGCAGCAAAGUCAACGCCUCCACCGAGUCUCUCACGGAUGAAGGAACCGAGAUGAUGGACAACCAGCUGAUGGGCGAGUUUGACUUGGACUCCAAAGACCUGGAGGCGGACUCAUGGAGCGCCACGGUGGACAAGAAGUUCCUGAAGACCCUGAAGAAGGACGAGAUCAAGCGGCAGGACGUGAUCUACGAGUUCUACCAGACGGAGUUCCACCACGUGCGCACGCUGAAGAUCAUGAUGGAGGUCUACUACAAGGGGAUCCAGAAGGAGCUGCAGCUGGACUCAGUCACUCUGGAAAAGAUCUUCCCGGUGCUGGACGACCUGCUGGACACUCACACGCGCUUCCUCACGCUGCUGCUGGAGCAGAAGAGGGCGGCGUGCAGCGACGCCCACAAUGGAAACAACUACCUCAUCUGCUGCAUCGGGGACGUCCUGGUUGGCCAGUUUUCGGGCUGCAGCGCCGACCGCAUGAAGAAAGUGUACGGGAAGUUCUGCAGUCGACACAACGAGGCGGUCAACGUCUACAAGGAGCUGCACGCCAAAGACAAGCGCUUCCAGGCCUUCAUCAAGAAAAUCAUGAGCAGCAGCAUCGUGAGGAGGCUGAGUAUUCCAGAGUGCAUCCUGCUGGUCACGCAGAGGAUCACCAAGUACCCGGUUCUGAUCCAGAGAAUCCUGCAGCACACCAAAGACUCUGACGAGGACUUCAGCUGGGUGUCUGAAGCUCUGCGCUGCGUGAAGGAGCUGAUCACGGCGGUGGACAGUAAAGUCAAUGAGCACGAGAAGAAGCGGCGGCUGAGGGACGUCCACAGCCGCACGGACAGCAAGUCCAUCAUGAGGAUGAAGAGUGGUCAGAUGUUCGCCAAACAGGAUCUGAUCCGAGGUCGGAAGCUGCUGCACGACGGAGCGCUGCAGCUCAAGAACUCGGCUGGACGACUGAAAGAUGUGCACGCGAUGCUGCUGUCAGAUGUUCUGGUGUUCCUGCAGGAGAAGGACCAGAAGUUUGUGUUCGCAGCUUUGGAUCAGCGGUCCACCGUCAUCUCUCUCCAGAACCUGAUCGUCAGAGAGGUCGCCAACGAGGAGCGAGGUCUGUUUCUGAUCACGACGGCGCCUGAAAAGCCUGAGAUGGUGGAGGUCUUGGCCAGCAGCAAGGAGGAGCGCAACACGUGGAGAGCCAUCAUCCAGGACGCCAUGCACUGCAUGGAGAAGGACGAGGACGAGGGCGUCCCCAGUGAGACGGAGGAGGACAGGCGGCAGCAGGAAAACCGAGCCAAGGAGAUCCGAGAGCUUCUGCGGGUCAAGGACGAGCAGAUCAUCUCGCUCCUGGAGGAGAAGGUCCACAUCUUCAAGGAUCUGAGCGACGGCGGUCCUGCAGCCGAGGACCAGCCGCUGAGAGACCGGAUGCUGUUCCGAGCCACAGCAGAAGAUGUCACCAAAGGAGAGCCGAUCAUCAAGGACGCGCUGAGUGAAGUGGAGACCUUGCACACCCUCAUCAAUGCUGGUCUGGGAGGACACGGCUGCAGUGUUCCGGUGGGACUGACAGGGGGCGGCGUGGGUCCGGUCUGUCUGCCCAGGAGGGCCGAGACCUUCGGAGGGUUCGACAGCCACCAGAUGAACAGCAACAAGAACGGAGAGAAGGAGGAGGGAGAGGAAGCUCUGGACCUCCGCAGGACCGAGUCCGACUCGGUGCUGAAGAAGGGAGCCACUGCCAGCCUCCAGAUGCUGCUGAAGAGAAACAACGAGCAGGUCCAGAUGAGCGUGAGACGACUGCACAGCCUCCUGAUCUCCCUGCAGGCUGUGGUGGUCCAGCAGGACUCCUUCGUGGAGGAGCAGCGUCAGGCUCUGAACGAGCGUCUGGCCGCCACUUCCUCCAGACACUCGUCGUCGUCCUCGCUGUCGUCGUCCUCAUCCAGACCCUCGUCCCUCAUCGAGCAGGAGAAGCACCGCAGUCUGGAGCGGCAGAGGCAGGAGGCGGCCAGCCUGCAGAAGCAGCAGGCGGCUCACCAGGAGGAGAAGCGUCGCAGAGAGAAGGAGUGGGAGCAGAGGGAGAAGAGUCUCGCGGAGCGGGAGGAGCGACUGCACGAAGAGGAAGAGGAGACGAGAAAGAGGAGUGAGGAGCUGACGUGGGAGAAGGAGAGUCUGCAGGUGAAGAAGGAGGAGUAUCAGAGGGAGCUGGAGAGGCUGCGGGAGGCACAGAGGAGGCUGGAGAAGGACAGGGAGGUGCUGAGGAGGCACGAGCAGGGUGAGCAGCAUCAGCGGUACCAGCGGACUCCCUCGACCACCUCAGAGGAGUCGCUCCGCUUCCAGAGCUCCGGCUCGCUGGAGCUGGACUCCAGAGAAGCUGCAGAACUUUCCAAAGAGGUGGAGCUGUCCUCCUCCGCACCCAGCAAAGAACCCUUCCUCCGACUAGGGUCCAAGAGGAUGGGCAAGAACUUCAACCCCUUCUCCAACUCCUCCAAGACCUCAGAGAAGGAGGCGCAGCAGCCGUCUAGACUGCUGAAACUGACCAAACCCAAAGACAAGAAGGAGAAGAAAAAGAAGAAGGGAGAAGAACCUGGACCGAGAGAGGGCGCCGUUCCUUCGUCGUCAGAACCUCAGAACGACAGCGACAUCUUCUUCUGCUGAAGUCGCGGGACAAGGUGCUCUAGCGCCACCAGGAGGGCCCAGGAGGCGUGGCUUUAAUUGUUUGCGGUGCGACCGCGGCCACCGUUGGACCUUUCAUCCGAAGUGUUCUCGACAAUCACGACUGCAGAGGGUUUUGUUUUUUAAAGCACUUUAGACUCACGUGGGAGGUUGUUGUUUUUGAUCACACGUUUGAAGCAGUCGCAUCAGCUGCGACCAGGAAGAGCUGAAGAAUCGAGUAGAAACCCAGUCAGUCCCGGAUCCUCCAGCUGCACCAAUCCGCCUCUCGUGGUGGGCGGAGCCACCGGGGAAUCCUUUCGGAAGUAAAGUGAAUUUUUUUAUAUUGAUUUGAGGGACGUUACAAGCCACAAAUUUCCACCCGUCGAUCGAACCAGGUCAAAACUUGAAGAGAAGCAAAUGGAUAAAGUUGCAGAAUCAAGUCGAAAUUCAUGUCAAAUCCCAAGUUUGAAAGAGGAACGCGUCACAUUUAGUUAAGUUGGGAACAAAACAAGAUUUUUAGAAAUUCACAGAAUCAUUUUGAAUCAUGUUCUAUUUGCCCUGAAAGUCAGACAUUUUAGGAACUACUUUUAUUUAAAUGUUUAACAUUUGUUUUGGAGUCGAUUUACGGUUAAAUUCGAGCAGAUCGUCUGAAAAGUAAGCAAAUAGGAGCAGUUUGGAGUAUUACAUGUUACAAUUACAUCUUACACAAUUCGAAUUGAGACUUUUCUUGGGUUUUUUUAGAUAUCAUUUCCAAAAUACAUUUGACUUCAUUUAAAGAAUUUAAAAUUAAAAUCAAUAUUUUAUACAACUUUGAAGCUAAAAUGAAGAAAUAUUUCUUUAAAUUUCAGGGCAAAAAAAAAGUUCAGUUUUAGAGCAGAAAAUUUUCCACAAAAUUAUUUUAAAAAAUAUAUUUUCAGAAUAAAUCUUGGAGUUAAAAUGGUGAGUCUGUUUUUCAAGCCUUUUGCAGAACAUUGACUUGUCAUGACUCUUCUCUAUGAACUCUGAUUGAGAAGGUCGUCGGCCAUGUUUUUGCUCGGCUGGAGUCUGAAGUCCGUCGGCCUCCGGCUCCAGUCGCUUCAGCGUCCGUUUCUCUGCUGCUCCUCUGUCUCUCACACACACACACACACACACACACACACACACUCGGAUCCUCGCUCCCAACACUCGAGCUGCGGCUAAUCCCCGCCGCUUCUAAUCCCCGACACUUUGAUCAGAGAAACUCACUCAUGAACUGAAGGGAAUUACGUUGAUACCAAAGUGGUCGACUAAAUAUGCUCUCGGUUGGAGCAUAUGAAGACACACACACACACGUUCCAACUACACACUCACACGCGCUCAUUUUGUAUUGUGUAGAAACACAUGCCAGGCGAGGGGACGACACACGGUCGCACACGUGUUAACACAUGUUAGCAGCACACAGCAGCACAGGAGGGACGUGAGGCACAGGAGGGAUGAGAGCUCACACAAACGCACACACAUGCAGCAGGAUGCAACACAAACUCACUCACAUGGAAGCAGAUCCAAGGUUAGACACACAAACACUCAGGGACAUGCAGAGGUGGCACCCACAGAGCAGACCAGACACGCCCACCGGGGGUGACAGAGAGACGGACUGAAGCGCUGCCCCAGUCGCGCGGCGAGGCUCGGCGCCCCCAGAUGAGCUGCUGGGCUCAAACCUGAGAACCGGCGUUUCCCCGCGACCCUCACGUCUGUGCGCGUUUACAAUCACUAAUCUCAAAGUUCUGACCAAAAACUUUGACUUCCUGGUUUACGCCUCGCUCGCAGAUCUAAUCCAGUUUUGCACAAUGAAGUGUUUUUGUACUAAAAUCUGAAGGUACAACGUUUGUAAAGACAAGAACAAAAAUGUUGUGAAUAUGUGUCGUGUACAAAUUUGAACUUUUAAAAAAAAAAAAAAGAAUGAUAGUUUUAUUUAUCUGUCGGGGAAUGUACAGAGAAGUCUUUAAUCCAAGACCAAAAUAAAAGACACGUGUGGCAACAAACUUGAGUCGUCUCCGCCCUGGCUGCACCCUCUUCUUCACCUCAGUCCCUCCAGCAAAUCGCCAUCCGGAGCCCCAUAAUGCACUGCAACAGAG
Synchiropus splendidus (mandarinfish) is the source of this 10705-nucleotide messenger RNA. RefSeq names its product A-kinase anchoring protein 13 (gene akap13b). Gene Ontology annotation, molecular function: guanyl-nucleotide exchange factor activity; MAP kinase scaffold activity. NCBI's taxonomy places the organism in Eukaryota, Metazoa, Chordata, Actinopteri, Syngnathiformes, Callionymidae. Gene Ontology annotation, biological process: regulation of Rho protein signal transduction; adrenergic receptor signaling pathway; positive regulation of canonical NF-kappaB signal transduction. The record is from RefSeq and is a predicted model, not a curated record. Gene Ontology annotation, cellular component: actin cytoskeleton; membrane. Bases 240 to 8615 code for a protein of 2791 amino acids. The transcript is spliced from 47 exons.